This is a messenger RNA of Phyllostomus hastatus (greater spear-nosed bat), 1880 nucleotides long. RefSeq names its product WAS/WASL interacting protein family member 3 (gene WIPF3). The record is from RefSeq and is a predicted model, not a curated record. Gene Ontology annotation, molecular function: gamma-tubulin binding; alpha-tubulin binding; actin binding. Gene Ontology annotation, cellular component: recycling endosome; WASH complex; early endosome. NCBI's taxonomy places the organism in Eukaryota, Metazoa, Chordata, Mammalia, Chiroptera, Phyllostomidae. The transcript is spliced from 9 exons. Gene Ontology annotation, biological process: retrograde transport, endosome to Golgi; Arp2/3 complex-mediated actin nucleation; endocytic recycling. Bases 291 to 1769 code for a protein of 492 amino acids.
GCAGGUGGGGGCGACAGCCCCGCCUCCGCGUCCCGGCAGCACCAGAGCUGGCGGCCGGGGAGCGAGCGGGGCGCACCAGGCACUGCACGGAGCGCAGCCCGGAGCGCAGCGCAGCCGCAGCAGCGUCGCCGGGAGCUCGGGCGCUGCGGGACGGAGCCCGGAGCCCGCAGGCUGCAGCGAGGACGUCAGCCGCAGCUCGAGUUCCGUCCGGCCCCAGGCGCGGCCAGCGGCAGAGCCGACACCAUUCUCUGGGGACCAUUCUCAAGCAAGAGACACCAUCGCUGUGACACAUGCCGGUGCCACCGCCGCCACCACCUCCUCCUCUGCCUCCACCUCCCCCACCUCUGGGGGCUCCUCCCCCUCCCCCACCAUCAGCACCCCCGGUGAGUACAGACGCUUCCGGCUUGAAGAAGGUAGAUCCCAAAGGUCGGAGUGCACUGUUGGCCGACAUCCAGCAAGGAACUCGCCUACGGAAAGUCACACAGAUCAAUGACCGCAGUGCCCCGCAGAUCGAGAGUUCUAAAGGCGCCAACAAAGAAGGAGGAGGUUCUGCAAACUGUCAAGGUGGGAGCACGCCCCCAGCCCUGGGAGGUCUGUUUGCCGGGGGCUUUCCUGUGUUGCGACCAGCAGGCCAGAGGGAUGCAGCAGGCGGCAAGACAGGGCAGGCCCCUGGCUCCCGAGCGCCUUCUCCUCGGCUUCCCACCAAAACUAUCAGCGGGCCGCUGAACCCCCCGGCAUCUCCCAAGCUGGGCAGUGCCUCCUCCGAGGCGCAGGGCGCUGCCAGAGCUGUCCCUCCUCGCCCCAGCGUGCCUGCCCCGCCUCCUCCCACGCAGCCCCCACCGCCCCCACCCUUACCCCCACCCCUGCCCUCCUCCUCUGCCAUCAAAUCUCCCCUAGUGUCCCCACCGGGCUCACAGACCAAAGGUAAUACCCUGGGGGUGGCCCCCCCUCCGCCCUCGGCACCUCCCCCUCCCCCACCUCCCCCAACCCCACCCCCUCUUCCCCAGAACUCCAUUCUCAGUGACAAGGCAGUGAAGCCUCAGCUAGCCCCCUUGCCUUUGUCACCCAUCCCGCCCCCGCUCCCUCUCCUCCCGCCUUGCGGGUACCCCGGACUCAAUGCCGAUGCUGCCAGUCCCACUCAAGAUGCUCCGGAGCCUUCUGCCCCGCCGCCCCCACCGCCCCCGCCCCCGCCACCACCGCUUCCCCUUUACGCCUCAUGCACCCCGAGGUCCUUGGUGCCUGCGCCCCCUAUGCCAGGCGCCAACAACGGCAGUGAAGCCCCACCCCCACUGCCCCCCAAGUCGCCCAGCUUCCAGGCUCAGCCACUGAAGCCGAGCGCGCAAGCCUUGCCCGCUCCGCCCGCGCCUCCCGGGUCGCAGCCGUUCCUGCAGAAGAAGAGGCCCGGCCGAGGCCCAGGCACCAGUGGGGCGAAGCUGAAUCCACCGCCGGCUCCUCCUGCGAGAUCCCCCACCACGGAGCUUUCAAGCAGGAGCCAGCAGGUCCCAGGCUGGACCCAGACGCAGCAGCCCGGGGGCCAGCUGCGGAACGGGAGCCUGCACAUCAUCGACGACUUUGAGUCUAAAUUCACGUUCCAUUCCAUGGAAGACUUUCCUCCUCCGGAUGAAUAUAAACCAAGCCAGAAGAUUUACCCCAGCAAGAUCCCCAGAAGCCGGACGCCUGGUCCCUGGCUCCACGCCGAGGCUGCUGCGCAGAGCUCCGAUGACAUCAAAGGCAGAAACGCUCAGUUACCUCUGAAGACACUGCGGUGAGAAGACGGAGGAGGCCGGCGGCCUGCGCGCACCUGGGGCGCCCUCCGGGGGACAGGCCUGCCGGGAGACCGCGUCCGACCUCACCACACUCAAGCUGUAAUUCAGCUGACA